AUGGGUCUCGUCGACUAUUCUGACUCCGAAGGCUCAGGCUCUGAAGAUGAAGUUCAAGCUCCCGUCAAACCCGUCCCUAAACAAACCGUAUCAUCCAAGAAACCUUUCCAAAAGGUUGUCGAUCGAUCCAACCCAGGCAAGAUCGUGGUCAGCCUUCCUCAACUCUCAAACGAUAAGGCGCAGAUUCCAGAACCCGCGGAGAAGAAGAUAGAAAUUGGCGGAGGUAGCGGCAGUGGCAGAUUCUCUGGGUUCAACUCGUUUCUUCCAGCGCCCAAAAAUGCCAACAUACCCAAACCUGCAGCGUCGAGCAGUUCAUCGACAAGGCCAGUUUUCCAAUUCAAGACAAGUGCUGCGCCAGGAUUUACUCGAGAGGCAGGGGAAGACCAGGAUAGGGCAAACGACAAUGCUUUGGAGGGUAUGAGUUUGCCGCCACCAAAGGCUGCGCAGCCCUACAUCCCUGAAGGACAGAAGCCCGCGGGAGAGGUCAAACUUGUCGGCAAGCCCUUGAUGUUUAAGCCUUUGUCAGUAGCGAGAAACCCGCAGAAGAAGAAAAAGCUCAACUCCGGACUGGCGAAACCAACAUCAGCGCCCCAGCAUGAGCAGGCCGGGCUGAAACAAACCAAAGUGGCUGGGGCGCCGGCAGUUGCGCCAGCAGCAGUCCCAAAGAAGGUUUCCCUCUUCUCUAUGCACACAGAAGAAUCACCAGAGUCUACAACGAAGACCUCUACUGGUGGCUACGAGCCCAUGUUUGCGACGGCGCAAAGCUCAUUAGGCUACGAUGAGGAAGCCUAUGGAGACUACGCCAGCCAUGCACAAGCUGGCCCGUCGGCAACUACCCUGCCGGGAUCUGAAUCCUUGGAUACUGUCGUUGAAGACCUCAACCUAACACCAGCCCAACGACGGGAACUCUUUGGUCGUGGUGGUCUCGGUAACCAAGCAGCCAAGAAGGUCAUCAACUUCAAUAUGGACCAAGAAUAUAGACAUAAUGAGGAGAUUCGAGCCGCAGGAGAAGAGCAAACCCACAAUCCUGUGCGGGCGAUACAGGGAGGUGGUAAACAUAGCCUGCAGCAGUUGGUGCAGAAUGUACAAAGCCAGCGCGAUGCCCUCGAGGACAGCUUCGCCAAGGGGAGGAGUAACCGAAAGGAGGCAGCAGGCAAAUAUGGAUGGUGA
Fusarium coffeatum is the source of this 1170-nucleotide messenger RNA. RefSeq lists its product as uncharacterized. The coding region runs from base 1 to 1170 and encodes 389 amino acids. Gene Ontology annotation, cellular component: nucleus. Lineage: Eukaryota; Fungi; Ascomycota; Sordariomycetes; Hypocreales; Nectriaceae. The record is from RefSeq and is a predicted model, not a curated record. The transcript has a single exon.